UCUGUAACGAAAUAAGCAUUUUCAAGCAAGCUAAAUUAAUUAAGAUAGCUCUUCUUGCUUGGUGAUCUUGCUUUUAUAAAUAAAUUAAAUUAAAUAUCAGCGGAUCACCUCGCGGAAGAGCUUCUUAUUAUCUAAUUUAUUCCAAGAAUGGCAUUAAAUGAUCCCCGUUUCGUUCUUGCCUUCGGGAUUCUUGGUAAUGUGGUGUCAUUCCUUGUAUAUCUGGCUCCAUUGCCGACGUUUUACAGAGUAAUAAAGAAAAAAUCAACAGAAGGGUUCCAAUCGAUUCCGUAUUCAGUUGCACUGUUCAGUGCUAUGUUAACUCUCUAUUAUGCGACUCUAAAGGAGAAUGCAAUUCUUCUCAUUACUAUAAACUCAAUUGGCUGUCUCAUAGAAGGCAUUUACGUAACUAUAUUUCUAAUCUAUGCAACACAGUCAGCAAAGAAGUUAACGGUGAAACUGCUGGUGUUUUUCAACUUGGGAGCUUAUUUGUUGAUAGUAUUAUUAACGGCAAAGUUGAGUCAUGGGUCUGUUAGGGCACACAUUGUUGGAUGGAUUUGCGCCGUCUUCUCCGUUUGUGUGUUUGCUGCUCCACUUAGUAUCAUGAGGCUGGUUAUAAGGACAAGGAGUGUGGAAUACAUGCCAUUCUCACUCUCGUUUUUCUUGACUCUUUGUGCUACAUGCUGGCUUGGUUAUGGACUUGCUGUUAAUGAUUACUUUAUUGCUUCACCAAACAUCCUAGGAUUCUUGUUCGGAAUAGCUCAGAUGGCGUUGUACAUGAUCUACAAGAACAAAAAUAAGGAACAGAUCCUGCCUACCACCAACUCACAAGAACUAGCAAAAAUUGAGCCUCAAAAGAGCAAAGAUGGUCUUCAAAAUUCUAAUGCCACCAACUUAAACCCUAAACAAGAGCAAAAAGCAGCAGUACUCGACGGAGGAGCAGCAGCAGCUACUGGACUCAACAAUGCGUAAACUUGUAGCCUUUUCUGUUCUUAUGAACCUCACAUCAGACGCACUAUAUGAUGCUGAUUCAGAAUAACUGCUCUCGAGCGGAUUAUUAUACAUGUUGUUCAUCUGUAGCUUCAAAUUCUUCGGCGAUGAGGGUUUUCAUUUCCUGCAUAUUUGACCGGUUAUACUGGCCUUCUGUCAAUAACUACUGCAUUUUUUAUGAGCAAUAAAAUUCAGAGUUUACCACCAUUA
Messenger RNA from Mercurialis annua (annual mercury), 1197 nucleotides. RefSeq names its product bidirectional sugar transporter N3-like. The transcript has 6 exons. Bases 148 to 969 code for a protein of 273 amino acids. The record is from RefSeq and is a predicted model, not a curated record. NCBI's taxonomy places the organism in Eukaryota, Viridiplantae, Streptophyta, Magnoliopsida, Malpighiales, Euphorbiaceae. Gene Ontology annotation, biological process: carbohydrate transport. Gene Ontology annotation, molecular function: sugar transmembrane transporter activity. Gene Ontology annotation, cellular component: membrane.